Molecule: messenger RNA, 1306 nt
Organism: Phaedon cochleariae (mustard beetle)
Lineage: Eukaryota; Metazoa; Arthropoda; Insecta; Coleoptera; Chrysomelidae
Source: the annotation of a GenBank genome assembly
GUCUCUUUGACAUAUUCAUCAGCGAAAUGUCAUCUCUAUCAGAUAUAACAUCAUCAACGUACAGUUUGAGAGAUAGCAGCAAAUCAACCAUACUAAAUUCCAAGGGAUAUCGACAUAUACCUGACAAUGUCCUCCUGAUAAUUUUUUCAUAUUUCAACCAGGACGAAGUCGUCAAAAAUCUCAUGCCAGUUUCUCAACAAUGGCGUUCUGUCGCUGAGCACCCAAGCCUUCGGAAAACUCUGAAAUUUUCCGGCAUUGCCAGAGAUACUGCCGAGAUAUGCGAGAGGAUAUGGCGAUACAAUCAAGCUCAAACCAUCCACGUGAGAAGAAUCUGUGAGCCUGUGGAUGUCCUUAGGCAAAUCUGCAGAUGCAGCGAAAACCUCAAGCAUCUCACUCUGAGGCAUUGCCCCCAAAUUUUCGAAGAUUCCUUGAGGCAUUUGCUCCUCACCUGUAAGAACUUGGAAAGUCUAGAUUUGAAAGGUACCCCAUUCAGAGCUUUGAUAUUCUAUGAAGAGCUAGUAUUGGCUCAAAGCCUAUCUUGUGUAAAUUUCAGCGAGAAUCCUUAUUUGCUGCCAUCGAAUAUCGCUACGAUUAUUUUGAAUUGUCGAAAGCUGACUGGUUUCCACUUGUCUUCCUUCAAACCAAUCAACAAAAUCAACUUGACGGACUCCGACUGUUACUUUAUCCUGUCCCAUACUGUCCUCAAACUGAAUAGCCUCACUCUAGACUGUUCAACGCUGAGUACAUACAGCUUCCCAUCGAUUAUGAGGAGCAAAUAUCUGAAAUAUCUCUGCCUCAACUACGCUUAUAACUUUGACAGUAGUGAUUUUCAAGAUAUGUGGAAGAGUUUGAAGAAUCUUACAUCUUUGAAGAUCAGAUUCGCACGACAAUUGACGGAUAAGAGCGUGAAGACACUGUUUAUGGAGGGAAAGAAGGUUAUGUCGAAACUAGAGGCGUUGGAUCUCACAGGAUGUUCUGGUCUGAAGGACCAAGGCGUAAUUGCCAUCGCUCAAUGUUGUUCUGGGCUGAAAAGCUUGGUGUUGAGGAGCUGUAAGAAUGUUUCUGACAUUGGAGUUGUGUUCAAGAGGUGCCAGGCUUUGGAAGUUCUGAAUAUAGCUUUUUGUAGCCAGUUGAGGUUUGGAUCAACGAUGAUGCCGAAAAAUUUGAAGAUUCUGUUCAUCAGCGAUGAUAUCCAGCUGAGGAAUUUCGUUGAUCUCUUGAGAACGAAAGGUAAAACAGUCGCUGUCAAGUUGUGUGAAUCAGAAUACAAUAAAAAUUAUUCGAACAUCUAGACAUUUUUGAUGAU